Molecule: messenger RNA, 3353 nt
Organism: Heterocephalus glaber (naked mole-rat)
Lineage: Eukaryota; Metazoa; Chordata; Mammalia; Rodentia; Bathyergidae
Source: RefSeq, a predicted model, not a curated record
GCUUUUUAAUUUCCUUUCUCUUCCUUUCUGUCUCUUUCUCCUUGCUUCCCUCCAGCUCUCUUUCUCUACUACCCUCUCCAGUGUUCUAUACUUUAUAAAUACCCUCCUUUUCCUAAUGUGUAUUUUUAUCUGUAUACUACAAUAAAAUUAGAGAUAGUAAAUUAUAAAUAACAUUCAAGUGAAAAUAGUCUUUUAAAAAUUUCUUAUUGUGCUAGAAUAUGCAUAACAAAAUAUUUACCAUUUUAGACAUAUUUAGGCAUAUAAUUCAAUGUCAUGGAGUAAAUUUGUAUUUUUGCACAACCAUCAAGACUACCCAUCUCCAGAAAUAUUUCUAAUCUUCUCAAACUGAAAAACAUAUCUUUCCAAAUUAAACCACACCUCCCCAUUCCAACCCCCUCAACAAUCAAUAUUUCAUAUACCAGUUCUAUAAAUUUGACCACAUUAGAUACCUCAAGUAAGCAAAAGCUAACAAAAUAGGCUCUUUGUGUCUACUUAAUUUCACUCAGCACAAAAGUUCAUCUAUGGUCAAUGUGUCAAAAUUUCAUUCCUUUUUAAGAAUAAUAUUCCAUUAUAAAUGUAAUACAUAUAUAUGACUUUAUUCAUUCAUAAGGGACAUUUGGGUUUUUUACACCUUUUGGCUAUUAUGUACAGUACUACUAUAAACAUUGGUGGACAAUAAUAGUGUUUUAAACUUUUCACUAUGUAUUGAAGGCAGAGCAUUCACACUGAGCUAUAUUCUCAGUUAUAUGUCUUUUAAAAAAUUAUUUUUGUUUUGUUUAUUUGACCAAGUCUUGCUAAGUCAUUAAAUUGCCUGGCCUAGGCAUUAAGUCUUGAGCCUCCUGUCUCAGCCUUCCAGACUGCUGUGAUUAUAGAUGUGGGCCAUUACCCCCAUCUUUACACAACAUUCUUAAUCAUUCUUAAUCACUAAACACACAGUCAUUAAACACAUUCAUUAAAAUCAUUUGGAAAUACUAAUUUAUUUGCUGACACUGAAAGUAUUAAGCAGCUUUACCUGACAAGGUUUUACUUUGAAUAUUUCUCUCAAGAACUCAAAAGCAAUCUGUGUUCCUUAAAUCUGAAAUUUACCUUGAAAAUAUACUGGGGAAAUAUUCAAUAAAUAGGUAAGUAGGUGAUAGACUGGAAAAACGGAUUCUGCUCCAGACUGGCCAUGCGACAAAGUCCAGGUGCCAUGGGAAAACAUUAUGGAAGAUGCUCUUCUACCUUUGAAUCAGAGAGAGCUCAAUAGCAGUUGAAGGGUGUUAUAAACUUGUAACGUAUUUCUCAAAUUUUUUCAUAGACGUCAGGAAUGAUGGGACAAAAUCAUACCAUGAAAACUGAGUUUAUCCUCACAGGAUUUUCAGAACACCCAGAUCUGAAGACUCUUCUGUUUGUGGUGUUCUUUGCCAUCUAUCUGAUCACUAUGGGAGGAAAUAUCAAUCUGGUGAUACUGAUUUCAAAAGAAAAGAGUCUUCACACACCAAUGUACAUCUUCCUGGGUAACCUGGCUCUUGAAGAUUCUUGUUGUGCCUGCGCUAUUACUCCCAAGAUGUUAGAGAACUUCUUUACUGAGGACAAAAGGAUUUCACUCUAUGAAUGUAUGGCACAAUUUUAUUUUCUUUGCACUGUUGAAACUGCAGAUUGCUUUCUUCUGGCACACUUUUUAUCUGUUUCAUUAUUCUAUGGAUCUCUUUUCUUCAUGUACAUUAGACCAAAUUUGCUUGAAGAAGGUGAUGAAGAUAUACCAGCUGCUAUUUUGUUUACAAUAGUAGUUCCCCUACUAAACCCUUUCAUAUAUAGCCUGAGAAAUAAGGAAGUAAAAAGUGCCUUGCAAAAAAUUCUGAUUAAAAAGGUAAUCUCAAGAAAUUUUAAACAAACAACAUCUACAAUAGCUUAAUUGUUUAGGAGCAGCAAAACCUUCCACACAAAAUUACACAGGGGAAAUGCAUAAAUUGUAUGUAAAUAUAUCAAUGUAACAAAAUGCAUUCAUAUUAAACAGCAAUAUAUACAUAGAAAAAUCUCUUAAAAGUGGUAAUCUGUACCAAAUAUUAACACAAAAUGACAAAAACACCAAACUUUGAAGUGAUUCAAGGAACAACAACAUAUACCCAAGCUCCUGGUCUUAGUCCAUGUGAGAAACAGCUUCAAAAACAACAACAAAACCAGCAGUUAGAAAUACAAAUGACUAUUGCAUAAAUAUUUAUAACAAGCUCACUUUAACUGUUUCACAAUGAGCAUUCCAGGUAAGCUGAAAGAAAGAGAUUUCAACCAAUAAAGGCAUUUACAACUAUUAGCAUCAAAUUAAUGGCAAGUUUAUUUGGAAGAAGUAGUUUGAUAGGCUUGAAAGUACACUGUUAUAAUUACCAUAGAGGUAAUGAGAAAAUGAGGUGAAUAUUAUAUCUCCAAAUUGAAGCUUUAAUGGAGGGAAACACUUAAAUAUAUAUUGUUCAUUUCAAGAGAAGUUAAUUUAGAGAGUUUACCUAGCCCCAGAUGUACACGCAUAUGUAGUAUAACAUAAAGUUCUAGACAAGCAGUCAAACCUCAUGUACAGUUUGAGGAGCCUCCUUCUCAGUGACUUAGGCCAAGCUUCCUUCUGGCCCUAUCUGAGAGAGGAGACACCAGCUAAUUUUUAAGAUAUUCAUAUGUGGAAGUAUUGUUCUAGGUGCUGGGAUAUAUGUUGCCAAACACCACUUUUUCAUUUCCUUUAAUAAUAGUACACUGCCAAAAUUUUAAUUCCUAACUUCUGGAUCAAGAGCUCACAUAAAAUAACAUAAAAUUUCCUCCUUCCACAUCCAUUCUUGAUGCUCUGAGGUCAUGACUAUAUACCCAAAAGGAAACUGUCAGGCUGCAGCAGCAUGCCGGACUACCCAGCCACAGAGGCUGACCUCACAUACCUAAUGAACAUGUGCAGUCUGUGCAGAAAAAGCCCUAGGAAAGUAGAUACAUUUUCAAUUCCCAAAUUCAUUAAUGAAGGAAUAUGAUAUAUAAUUUCUCUUUGUGAGCCCCAACAAUCCCUAUCCUACCUGACUUCAAUUUUUCUGAAUCAUUUCAAUAUUUCUAUCACCAUUUCCAUUUAAACUCAUCCAUGUAGGAUUUGUCUAGCCUCACCUCCACUCUUUCAGAGUUGCAUAUAAAUGUGUAGGUCCCUGCUUGCUGUCAGGGCUUUGAGGUAGCAAGUGUCAUGCUACAAGUGAGCCUUUAUGAUGUUGGGUCCUCAUUGGCCCUCUGGUUAUCUCUUCAUGCCUCUAUCACCUUUAAUAUCUACAUUUGUAGUCCCCAACUUACACUGAUUUUCUGCCAAAGUGACUAUCCCAAGUCUACAAGACCUAAAUUCUUUUGACUUGGUCUCUCUUGUU